Molecule: messenger RNA, 2473 nt
Organism: Solanum verrucosum
Lineage: Eukaryota; Viridiplantae; Streptophyta; Magnoliopsida; Solanales; Solanaceae
Exons: 14
Coding region: 396-2384 (662 amino acids)
Molecular function (GO): asparagine synthase (glutamine-hydrolyzing) activity
Source: RefSeq, a predicted model, not a curated record
AACAAGCACAAAGAUUCAAGAAAGUACCCAACAUAUAAUUAGUGGUAACAAAUUCAGAGAAGCAAAAAAAUAUUUUUUUUUUACAAGUAUCACUAAAAGAUAAUAUCUUUGAACAUUCCAGAAAAUACCCAACAUAUAAUUAGUGGUAACAAGAAUAGGGUUCUGAUAAAAGUUCUUACCUUGUGAAGUAAAUCACUCUGUCAGAAUGGCCGCUUGAAUCGUUCAGUGUUUUAUUUUAGUUUUCUGAAAAGGGUUUUAGCCUAAGUAGAAAAAAAUUAAACUUUAAGGGCAAUUUUGUCCUUUUAAAAACAUUUUGAUAUUUCAUAAACCUUUCUUCCUACUUGGCCUUAAAAGUUCUGUUUGUAGGGUUUAAGGAAGCUGCAGGACAAAGAAAGAUGUGUGGCAUAGCAGUGAUUGUGUCUGGAAUUAAGAUAGUUUUAUCAUCUUUAGACCCAAAUUUUAUCUCUCCAAUACCUCUAUUGGAACAGCAGACUUUGUUUUCAGUGGAUGACAUAAAAGAGGUGUUAAGAAGAAGGGGUCCAGAUAGUUUGGGAUGCAAGAAAGUUUUACUUCGUUCUGGGGUUUCAUCUUUACCAGGUGGGGAGCAAGAUGUUGUUGCCUUUGUGGAGGAUGAAACUCCAAGGGAGGGAAAGGAUUCUCAUAUGGAUGGUGGUGCUGCUAAAGAAUUCAUUAGAGAGUUGCAAUUUAUUGGUGCUACAUUGCAGCUUAGAGGCAUAAAUCCUAUCAUUCAACCAUUGGUGGACAUAUCAGGGAACAUCCUUGUUUAUAAUGGUGAAAUAUUUGGAGGCAUCCAAAUGAGUAGCGAUAACAAUGACACUGAAGUUCUUAUGCAACAUCUAGGACUAUGUUGUCCUCAUGUUUCCUCUCCACAUAAUAAAGCUCAUACUUCUGGAGACAGGCAAUGUACUGUUCCAGAACUUCUUUCCAGAAUCAAGGGGCCUUGGGCUUUGAUUUAUUGGCAGAGUAGUUCAAGAAUAUUAUGGUUUGGUCGAGAUGCAUUUGGAAGGCGAAGUCUUCUUGUUCACUGGCCAACAAAGGAGGACCCUCGGUUUCUGCUGUCUUCUGUAUCACCACAUGCCUCUGUAAAUGAAAGUUCUGAAUCUGCAAAUGGAGAUGGAAUAGCCAAAAUAGACUUCUGGGAAGAACUUCCAUGCGGUGUGUACAGUUUGUCUAUUGGUGCUUUAGGAACAGAUGACUAUUUAAUUGGUGAAGUUUUGAAGCAUGACUGGACAGAUCCAAAGCUUAAGGAGUUGAUCACUUGGGAAAGAACUUCUGUCCAACCAAAAUCAGAGGACUUGUGUGCUUCUCACCAAAAGGUUUAUAGCAGGAAAGAGGACUCGCCUUUAACUCCUUCCAUUCUGAUGGAAUCUAAGUUAGCUUCUACAGACUGCCUACUUACAUCGCUACCACACAGGGUAAUGAUUGCUUUACAAGAGUCGAUAAUGCGACGCACUGCAUUAAAUACAAUCUACCAGGCCACUUCAGUUGACUAUACAAACAAAUGCAAUACUCCAGUUGCCGUGCUCUUUUCUGGUGGAUUAGACUCUAUGAUACUUGCAGCAUUACUAGAUAAAUGCAUGAAUGCCAAAUAUGAAAUUGAUCUGCUAAAUGUAAGCUUUGACGGCCCAUUUGCUCCUGAUAGAAUAUCUGCUAGGGCAGGCCUAAAGGAACUUCAAAAAAUUGCCCCAUCAAGAAGAUGGAAACUUGUAGAGAUUGAUGCUGAUCUGCUGAAGCUGACCUCUGAAACGAAGCAUGUCAUGUCACUAAUAAAUCCUGCAAGGACCUACAUGGAUCUGAAUAUUGGUAUUGCUCUGUGGUUGGCUGCUAGCGGUGACGGUUGCUUACAAGAUGAAACAGGCAACGAUGAUACCUGUGGCAGUGUCAAGUACAAAUCUGCGGCUCGGAUUCUCCUAGUUGGUGCUGGUGCAGAUGAACAAUGUGCUGGAUAUGGUCGGCAUAGGACAAAAUAUAGAAAUGGAAGCUGGUUAGGUCUGAAUGAUGAAAUGAAACUAGACAUGCAGCGGAUUUGGAAGAGAAACCUAGGGAGAGAUGAUAGGUGUAUUGCCGACAAUGGCAAGGAGGCCAGGUUCCCUUUCUUGGAUGAGGAUGUCAUCAGGAUUUUGCUAGAUAUUCCGUUGUGGGAGAUCGCUGACCUUAAUCAACCAAUUGGUAUUGGUGACAAGAAAAUCUUGCGAGAGGUUGCACAUUUACUUGGUUUGUCAGAAGCAGCUUCACUUCCGAAAAGAGCAAUUCAGUUUGGUUCAAGAAUUGCAAGAGAAUCAAAUCGGAAGAAUUUUGGAAGCAACCGCGCAGCCAAUCAAGCAUCUGCUGGAAGUGUAACAAUACACAGAAAUAACUCAUAAUCCCCAUAUAUAUACCAUAAAACACGCGCAGUCCUUUUGCUGGAGCCUUUAUCAACUCCAUUCAUGAAUCAGGAUCACAAGUCAACUGG